Molecule: messenger RNA, 837 nt
Organism: Elgaria multicarinata webbii
Lineage: Eukaryota; Metazoa; Chordata; Lepidosauria; Squamata; Anguidae
Gene: HES7
Product: hes family bHLH transcription factor 7
Exons: 5
Coding region: 1-837 (278 amino acids)
Biological process (GO): anterior/posterior pattern specification; regulation of neurogenesis; regulation of transcription by RNA polymerase II
Cellular component (GO): nucleus
Molecular function (GO): DNA-binding transcription factor activity, RNA polymerase II-specific; protein dimerization activity; RNA polymerase II cis-regulatory region sequence-specific DNA binding
Source: RefSeq, a predicted model, not a curated record
AUGACGCUCGUCGGUUUCCGAAAAAGAGAUACCGGGGCCUUCACGGGUCUCGAAGCGGCUGAGCGCCAGAGGGCGGCCCAAAGCGUGGGGGAUGAGCCGGGAGGGGCAUUAAAGGGGGCCGCAGGGGGUCCCGGGGGGCUGGUUCACUUGGCCAUCCUCCGGGGGAAAGGACGGCGGCCAGGAGAGUUCCCAGGGGCUUCGGAGGCGAUGGUGACCACCACGGAGAGCUCUGAGCCAGGAGGGGUGAGAAAGAUGCUGAAGCCCUUGGUGGAGAAGCGCCGUCGCGACCGCAUCAACAGGAGCCUGGAGGAAUUGAGGCUUCUCCUCCUGCAGAGGACACACUGCCAGAUGCUGAAGAAUCCGAAAGUGGAGAAGGCAGAGAUACUGGAGGUUGCCGUAGGGUACCUGCGGGAGAUGAACUCUGCUAAACCCCAGGGAGCUGAGCUCUCCAAAGACGGAACCCUGCAGACCUGCUACAUGAUGGGGUUUCAGGAAUGUCUCCUUGGCCUGGCGGCCUUCAUCCAACAAGCCCACCCUUCGGUCCAGAGCCACCUGUUGGAUACCUUGCACCUCUACCUGGCUUCCAAGCCGGAACCCCACAACCAAGACUGGGGCCUUGCUGCCUUCUCUCCGAGUCCUUCUUUGGAGGAGUCGCCUCCGAGGACUCCCGAGGCCUUUGGCUCACCCUUGAAGACGUUGAGCGAACCGUUACAGAAUCCGGACCCCCCUUGCUCCAGCACAGGACAACUCGGGAGCCAACGGAGAGACACCCACGACAGCCCCACCACGGCCAAACGGAUCGCCCCACCGGCGGCUUUCUGGCGGCCUUGGCCCUAG